CUUAUACUUGCGGUAUGAGUGGUGAAUAUUAUCAUAUUGAAUUUCCUAGUUGACGCCGAAUGGAGAUUACCAUCCAAUCAGUGCAGAGUUUUUGUCUUGUUCGGUAUUUGGCGGUUUGGGCUAACCCAAUGGAUUUCCUUUACGUGAAACCAACAACGUCAAAUCUGGAAAGCUUGUGCAUGACGAAGCCGGAUUUAUAAUCCUGGCAUAGACCCUGAAUAAGAUUUUCAGGCAAGUUUAUAAAAUCACACCGAGUCAAGACUUGAGUAUUCUGGCUUAGACUUUAGCAAUAUUCCUUGAUCUUCAGUAGUGUUGUACUUUCGGGUGGAAACUUGAGUGCCCACAUUCAUAUAACAACGCAGCGAACCAGUUCAUUUCAUCGAUUAAGCCCGCAGCUGUUUUUACGUCACCAAACGAGCACUGCCAAUAUGCAGGACCCACGGUCCUUUUUCGCAUCUACAACGAAUGAGAUAAUUAUACCCACUUCAACAACGGAUAUUCACAGCGUUAUCACCCGCUGGUCAGACGAGCGUCUUCAACAGCCCGCAAUAAUAGUUAUCCCAUCAACUCGGGAGGAUAUAAUUGCAGCUAUACAAUAUGCCCGCCAAAAGAAUCUUACCAUCCUCGCCGGCGCUGGAGGUCACAAAGUAGUUCCUGUGAACGAUAAGACAUUAUAUCUUGACUUGCGAAAGUUCAAGAAAAUCGAGGUAAACAGAGAGAAAGCGACAGUGGAGAUAGGUGGCGCUGUUACCAACCUGGAGCUUAUGACUGAAUUGCUGAAGGACGGUUUCUAUACUACCUACGCCAAUUCGGGAGCAGUCUCAAUGGCUGGACUGGUCUUAGGAGGUGGUUUUUGCGGCGCACUCUCUUCAAUACAUGGGCUAGCAAUCGACAAUGUCGUUGCGUUCGAAGGCGUGACAGCCUCAGGCGAGGUCAUAAAGGUUGACCAGUCUGCCUCUGAUCCUAAGCACAAGGCUCUUUUUGAUAUCCUCUGCGGCGCUGGAUACGGACUACUCGUCAUAACAUCACAUUCGAUGAAAAUCCAUAAACUUUCUGCGCUCAAUCUCGACGACACAGAUAAGCUCUGGGUAAGAAAGUAUACAUUCCCUGGAAAAGUAAUUGGUGAGGUCGUCGACUUUUUCCAAAAACUUCUUCCGGUAAAGCCGAAGCUAAUGCCACUUAUUCUCUGCGUUCGUGCACCUCCAAAUGCUCCUUUCCCUGGGGCGCCUGUGAUUAUCUUGAGUAUCACAUAUUACGGUCCUAGUAGCGAGGCAAGCAAAAUAGUCGACCCCAUUGUUGCUUCCACAGACAUUGAAAAGUUUGCUAUAGCUUCUGAGACAACAUUAGCGCCAUUCACUAGCAUAUUUGACGGCUCCAAGAUGAUUGAUGCUCAUGGGGGAUUCAAAGCGCAGCAUAUGUCUAGGGCACACUCGUUCUCUACGUCUACAAUUGUCUCCGCAUUCAACCGCUGGAAGCAGCUUGGUGAGGAGGUACCGGAUGCCCGGGCGUUUUCUGUAUUUUUGGUCUGGGGUUACAAUCCCACCGCCACGAUUGAAAAUGGCUUGGUUAACGAUAAACGUCCGUUCAUUGGUAGAGAUAGAUCAAUGUUUGGUAAUGCGAUUACAUGGUACAACAAACCAGAGUCCAAGGCAGCUGUUGAAAAAUAUGCUACAGAUAUCUCUGAGAUACUGCAACAGGAUGACUCGAGGCAAGGGUAUCCAGGAGCGACAUUGCCAAAUAACUUUAGAGACAACUCAAAGGUACACCUGGGUUACACAGAUGAUAUGUUGGUAGAUAUUAGAAGAGUGCAUGCUGUAUGGAACCCGGAUUCUCUAUUCUAUAAUGUUUUAGAGGAUUCUGGAACAUGA
Molecule: messenger RNA, 1868 nt
Organism: Talaromyces proteolyticus
Lineage: Eukaryota; Fungi; Ascomycota; Eurotiomycetes; Eurotiales; Trichocomaceae
Exons: 2
Coding region: 429-1868 (479 amino acids)
Molecular function (GO): FAD binding; oxidoreductase activity
Source: RefSeq, a predicted model, not a curated record